UCAGAAAAAUCAAAAUUUAUAAAUGUGAAUAUAUUUCCUUUCCUUUUUGCUUCCUUCCCAUUGUAAAAAUUGUCAUGUGAUCUGUUCAGAUUAAUCGUAACACUGCAAUGCAAUAAAAGGAUUUCGAAUUCCUGUUUUGUUGAUGAGACAAAAUUUCCGGUAGACUCCGAAAGAUAGAUCAUGAGGACCUCCGCGAAUCCGGGAUCAAUUUCCAAGAAUACAAGAGUGGGGCGCAUUGUGAGCCGGACCCCACUUGAUUCGCCCACCUUCGAUGUGACCCAACUGAGCAGCUCCGGGCUGUGCAGCCGAGGGGGCGUCCAACUGCCGCCGCUGAUGCUGAAGGGUCAGAUCCAUCCGAACCAGGUCGCCAACGCCCGAUUCCGGGUGGUGGAGGCCGAUCACAGGCCCCUCAGCGAUCAGCAAUUCAAUGCGCUAAUCAAGCGGCUGGUCAAGUGCUUCAUGUCCGAGGUGGAGAUCACAAAGCGGCUGCGGAAGGUCACCGCCCGCCGGUCGGUUCAUCCGGCGGACCUGCAGCUCAUCCGGCAUCUGGAGGCUCUCCGUCGGAACUACGAGACGGAGCGAUCCGUCCUGGUGGUGAAGCUCAGCCUGGACAGCCGCUUCAGUCUGUACGCCUCUCAGGCAGCGCAGGUUGGGGAAGCCCGGUCGAGCAUGUCCAGCAAAUCCCGGAGGAGCAAUCCUCUAGAGACCCCUUUGAAGAACGAAAACAUACUUGCAACCAAGAGUCUCAAGCUCGGUUACGAUGUGCGCUCAAGGCAUCGGCAAAGUGGAGGAUCUCUGCCCAGAGGAUUGCUCAGAAAACCCAUACUCUGUAAUCAGAUCGAAACUCCUGUAGAUCUGUCCCUUCGUCUCAGGGAGAAGCUUUACAUAUUGCAGGAAACUUCAGAGACUCCCUUAGCACCCGAACAAAUCGAACAGUCCUCCCAAGGCGCACAAACUUUAUUGCCCACUACCAUUUGUGAUUCAACUGUUCAAGUGUCGCCAAGCUCUUCUGACACAUUUUUUGAUAUGGAGGAUUUUUAGAAACGAAACAGGAUUCUUUAUGAUUAUGAUUUGGCUUUUUUUUAUACUGAUUUCUCUUUUUCCUUCGUGCACCUUAAAAGUUAAAUACUAAAAAUAGACAAUAAUUACAAA
Messenger RNA from Drosophila rhopaloa, 1152 nucleotides. RefSeq lists its product as uncharacterized. The coding region runs from base 181 to 1041 and encodes 286 amino acids. The transcript has a single exon. Lineage: Eukaryota; Metazoa; Arthropoda; Insecta; Diptera; Drosophilidae. The record is from RefSeq and is a predicted model, not a curated record.